UUCCUUCGUACAUCGUCCUUCGUGGAAACGGUAUGAAGUCUCCCAUUGGAGCUUUUACUUCUGAAGUGUAAUACCACAAUGAAUCAUCUUGAAAUCCGAACUGUAUAUAUACGAAGUGAACUUCUUUUCAAAAGCUUGCAUCAAAUUUUAACCCCGUCUGCCUGACGAAUGGUAGUGGUGUAGCGAGUAUGGACCCUUCCAUGCUUGGUCAGCACAACAUGGUUCACAUGCACAUCCGUAUUCCGAUGUAUCCUAACGUACAACUUUGCAGCACGCCGUUCACAUUGUUUCGUGAUCGCAAACAAGAUGUUGAAAUCUCGCGUCAAAAAUAGAUUCAAGACGAAUUAAGAAGUCAUUGACGUCACUUAGCCAGUGCGCUAACCAAUUCCAGCAAGCAAUGUACCGCAAUAAACAACUCCACUCCAUCGCGAAAAGGUUUGGAUGUCACGAUACUAGCUGCCAGAUCUCCCCCAAUCGCAUCCUCUCCUCUUGUGCUACGAAUUCCUACGUGCCCAUCCUUGUUUUUCUUUCUGAACAAACAUCGGCGAAUAAUACAACAUGAACUCAAUAACAGAAUACCUCUUCUCCGAUGCCACAAUCAACCCCCUCCUCGACAAAGGCUAUCUCCCGCACUCGGUAAUUCGCCUCGGCAUCCGACGCCAACUAGCGCAGCGCCUCCAGGAAAUCAGCACCACAUCCCUAACCGCCGCCUAUGAAUCCAAAAUGCGAUAUGUAGAGCUUCUUAGAAGCCGCCCGAUUGCCAUUGAGACCAAGACGGCGAACGAGCAGCAUUAUGAGGUCGGAACGGGGGUGUUGGAGGGGAUGUUGGGUCCUAGGAUGAAGUAUUCGAGUUGUCUUUAUGAGAAGGGUGAGGAGACGUUGGAGCAGGCUGAGUUGGCUAUGCUGGGGUUAUAUGUGGAGAGGGCUGGGUUGGUGGAUGGUAUGAGUGUGCUUGAUUUGGGUUGCGGUUGGGGCUCUGCAUCGCUCUACUUCGCCGAGAAAUUCCCCAACUCCAAAAUCACCGCCUUCUCCAACUCGCGUACGCAAAAGGAACACAUCGACGGUGUGGCCAAAUCAAAAGGCUUCAGCAAUCUGACGGUCAUUACGGGAGACAUCGUCGACUAUGAAUUCGAACCAGAAAUCUUCGACAGAGUCGUGUCAAUCGAGCUUUUCGAGCACAUGAAGAACUAUGAGCUGCUCAUGAGCAAAGUAGCCAAAGCGCUGAAGCCCAACGGGAAGCUGUUUGUGCAUAUCUUCUGCCAUCGGAGCACGCCGUAUGAUUUCGAAGGGGGGUGGAUGGGCGAGUAUUUCUUCACUGGAGGAACGAUGCCCAGCGCCGACCUCCUUCUCUUCUUCCAGGAUCACCUCGCCAUUCAGUCACAGUGGUGGGUGAAUGGCCAGCAUUAUGCGCAAACGUGCGAAGAUUGGCUGUCGAGGAUGCUGGCGUCCAAGGAUGCCAUUUGGCCGCAUUUGCUGAAGACGUAUGGCGAAGAAGGUGUGGUGACAUGGUGGAACAGGUGGCAAAUAUUCUACAUGGCAUGUGCGGAGCUGUUCAAGUGGGAGGGCGGUGAUACGUGGGGUGUCACGCAUCUUUUAUUUGAGAAGCGGAGCGGUUCUGUAAAGAAGUAG
Messenger RNA from Periconia digitata, 1629 nucleotides. Lineage: Eukaryota; Fungi; Ascomycota; Dothideomycetes; Pleosporales; Periconiaceae. The record is from the annotation of a GenBank genome assembly.